Messenger RNA from Ruditapes philippinarum (Manila clam), 953 nucleotides. RefSeq lists its product as uncharacterized. The transcript is spliced from 3 exons. Bases 225 to 668 code for a protein of 147 amino acids. The record is from RefSeq and is a predicted model, not a curated record. NCBI's taxonomy places the organism in Eukaryota, Metazoa, Mollusca, Bivalvia, Venerida, Veneridae.
UGGGGUUUUCCUUAAUCAAUGCACAAUGCUCUGAAGAAAAAACUGCAUGAAUAUGAUAGGAUAUGUUUCGAAGAAACAAGCUAUUAUUAACUCAACUAAGAUUAUUUGAACAUAUAUAAAAACAAAACUUGCGGAAAGUUGCAAACACUUUAAAUACACAGUCGGAUAUAGGAGACAUAAAAUAUUUAAAUAUUUAUUUUUGAAAAAAAAAAGAAAUUUUGAUAAUGCAAGAAAAAUGUUUGUUAAAGAAGAUGAACAACUGGUCGCUGUCAAUAUGGAUGCUUGUUGUGUUUUUGUUGACUGGGUGGGUUCUGAAUAUUGUUAGUUUUGCAGUACCUUAUUGGAAUAACGAGAAACCCGUGCAUUGGGGAUUGUGGCAAAUGUGUCAUGAAGCUACUGGUUGUGAAAUAAUCUCAAAUGAAAAUCUUACAGGUAUGAUGCAAACAGGAAGAGUUUUCCUGACCAUAUCAGUUGUUUCCUAUGUCACCCUCAUAAUCCUGGUUGUUCUUUAUUUAUUUUGGAAAAAUAAUCUACGACUUUUAUCAGCCGCCGCUGUUACAUCGUUUUUAACACUUGUAGGUUUAUUUCUUGGCGCAAUACUUCGGAUCUCGGAUUCAAACAGACGCUUUUUUGGUGUUAUUAUCUGUGUUAUGCAAGCGCUUUCCUAGCUUCCGCUUCCGGUGGCGUCAUUUUGCACGUGCGUCGACAGGAAAGACUUAGACUAGCCGGAAUUCAAGAGCAGCAAAUUGACAUUGGAAUUUAAAUGAUUAGAAAUAAUUAUAUUGAACAUACAUAUCAUUAAAUGUGUUUAAACAGAAUUACGUAUAUUCUAAUUUAUUUUUAAAGCUUAUAUGCUAAAUUGCAAACUACUUAUGUUGAUGUGUAUAUGAUUUGACUUUGUAGCAUUAUUGUAUACCAUUAAGUGAACAUGUUUGUUUAGUUGUUAUUAUUUU